GCAGGGACAUUAAGAAAUAAAUUCCCCCUCACGACCCUCGCUGAGCUCGCAGCUCGGUCCCUGCAUAUUGAUGUUGCUUUCACAGCACCGGGCGGCCGAGCAGUUACUUGGCGCUGAGGGGCGGCAGCGGCCACCACCGGCAGCCCGGCUAUGAAAGUCCUAGAUCACAACUGCAUCUAACAAGCUAGUGACCAAGAUGCUCGCAGAAUAGACCCUGUGCCCACCUGUCACUUCUAGACACUGCUACCAGACAGUGUGUCCCAGUCUGUCCGGGACACAUCCCAGCGCUUCUUCUGACGUCUGCCUGGUCAAGCUUCACUUCCUUAGGGAGCAAGGAGGGAGGCGGGGACACACGGAAUCAUGCCACCCAAGGCUGAAUGGCAAUGAGCAGGUGACGCCAAGUUGACGUCAAAGACAGACGACAGAAGCCUCUGCAGCCGGCUCUUCUUCCAGAGUAACCCAAGCUCAGCUCCUCUGUAGAAACCAUCUUGACUUGCUACAUUUGAGGUCUUCGGACAGGACUCCGGGACACAGACACCAUGGAAGAGCACACAUUUGGGGUUAAGCAGAUCCAACCCAACGUCAUUUCUGUCCGUCUCUUCAAGCGCAAAGUCGGGGGUCUGGGCUUCCUGGUGAAGGAACGGGUCAGCAAGCCACCCGUGAUCAUCUCCGACCUGAUUCGAGGAGGUGCUGCAGAGCAGAGCGGCCUCAUCCAGGCUGGGGACAUCAUUCUUGCAGUCAAUGGGCGACCCCUGGUAGACCUUAGCUAUGACAGCGCCCUGGAGGUACUCAGGGGCAUCGCCUCUGAGACCCAUGUGGUCCUCAUUCUGAGGGGCCCCGAGGGCUUCACCACACACCUAGAGACUACUUUCACUGGAGAUGGGACUCCCAAGACCAUCCGGGUAACCCAGCCCCUCGGGCCCCCUGCCAAAGCUGUUGAUCUGUCCCAGCAACCUUCAGCCAGCAAAGAGCAGCCAUUAGCAGUGGACAGGGCUGCAGGUGCUGGCAACGGGCCUCAGCACACCCACAGCCAUGGGCAGGAAGCUGGCUUGCUCUCCCACGCCAAUGGCCUGGCUAUUGACCCUACCGUGAAGAAUGCCAAAGCUGGCCUCCAGGGCAGCGGUGAACACAAUGAACUUCUCAGAGAGAUAGAGCCCGUGCUGAGCCUCCUCAAUAGUGGGGACAAAGUGGUCAACAGAGGAGGACCCAGCAAGGCGGAGACAAAAGACACAGGCGUCCAGGUGGACAGAGACCCCGAUGGCAAGCCAUACAAAGCUCUGCCCCUGGGUGGGGAGAAUGACAGAGUCUUCAACGACCUGUGGGGGAAGGGCAACGUGCCCGUCAUCCUCAACAACCCGUAUUCAGAGAAGGAGCAGCCCCCAGCCUCGGGGAAACAGUCCCCCACCAAGAAUGGCAGUCCAUCCAAGUGUCCCCGCUUCCUGAAGGUCAAGAACUGGGAAACUGAUGUGGUCCUCACCGACACCCUGCACCUUAAGAGCACGUUAGAAACGGGAUGUACAGAGCACAUCUGCACAGGCUCCAUCAUGCUGCCAUCCCAGCACACCCGGAGGCCGGAAGAUGUCCGCACAAAGGACCAGCUCUUCCCACUUGCCAAAGAGUUUCUCGACCAGUACUACUCAUCCAUUAAAAGAUUUGGCUCCAAGGCCCACAUGGACAGGCUAGAAGAGGUGAACAAAGAGAUAGAGAGCACCAGCACCUACCAGCUCAAGGAUACGGAGCUCAUCUACGGUGCGAAACAUGCCUGGAGGAAUGCCGCACGCUGUGUGGGCAGGAUCCAGUGGUCCAAGCUGCAGGUGUUUGAUGCCCGAGACUGCACCACAGCCCACGGCAUGUUCAACUAUAUCUGCAACCACGUGAAGUAUGCCACCAACAAAGGGAACCUCAGGUCAGCCAUCACUAUAUUCCCACAGAGGACCGACGGCAAGCAUGACUUUCGAGUGUGGAACUCUCAGCUCAUCCGCUAUGCUGGCUACAAGCAGCCCGAUGGUUCCACCCUGGGGGACCCAGCUAACGUGCAGUUCACAGAGAUCUGCAUCCAGCAGGGCUGGAAACCCCCAAGAGGCCGCUUCGACGUCCUGCCUCUGCUGCUCCAGGCCAACGGCAAUGAUCCUGAGCUCUUCCAGAUCCCCCCAGAGCUGGUGCUGGAAGUGCCCAUCAGGCACCCCAAGUUUGACUGGUUCAAAGACCUAGGGCUCAAGUGGUAUGGGCUCCCUGCUGUGUCCAACAUGUUACUGGAGAUUGGUGGCCUGGAGUUCAGUGCCUGUCCCUUCAGUGGCUGGUACAUGGGCACAGAGAUCGGCGUCCGUGACUACUGUGACAGCUCACGCUACAACAUUCUGGAGGAAGUAGCCAAAAAAAUGAACUUGGACAUGCGGAAGACGUCCUCACUAUGGAAGGACCAGGCGCUGGUGGAGAUCAACAUUGCUGUUCUAUACAGCUUCCAGAGUGACAAGGUGACCAUCGUUGACCAUCACUCAGCUACUGAGUCCUUCAUCAAGCACAUGGAGAAUGAAUAUCGCUGCCGAGGGGGCUGUCCGGCCGACUGGGUGUGGAUCGUGCCCCCCAUGUCAGGCAGCAUCACUCCUGUCUUCCACCAGGAGAUGCUCAACUAUCGACUCACCCCAUCCUUCGAAUACCAGCCUGAUCCAUGGAACACCCACGUGUGGAAGGGCACCAACGGGACCCCCACAAAGCGGCGAGCCAUCGGCUUCAAGAAACUAGCGGAAGCCGUCAAGUUCUCAGCCAAGCUGAUGGGCCAGGCCAUGGCAAAGAGGGUCAAAGCAACCAUUCUCUAUGCCACAGAAACCGGCAAAUCACAAGCCUAUGCCAAGACUUUGUGUGAGAUCUUCAAGCACGCCUUUGAUGCCAAGGCAAUGUCCAUGGAAGAGUAUGACAUUGUCCACUUGGAGCACGAAGCCCUGGUCCUGGUGGUGACCAGCACCUUUGGCAAUGGAGACCCCCCAGAGAAUGGAGAGAAAUUUGGCUGUGCUUUGAUGGAAAUGAGACAUCCUAACUCUGUCCAGGAGGAACGGAAGUACCCGGAACCCUUGCGUUUCUUUCCCCGUAAAGGGCCUUCCCUUCCCCAUGCUGACUCUGAAGCCCAUGGUCUGGCUGCUGCCCAAGACAGCCAGCGCAGGAGUUACAAGGUCCGAUUCAACAGUGUCUCCUCCUACUCUGACUCUCGCAAGUCAUCAGGCGACGGGCCUGACCUCAGAGACAACUUUGAAAGUGCCGGACCCCUGGCCAACGUGAGAUUCUCGGUGUUUGGCCUGGGCUCACGGGCAUACCCCCACUUCUGUGCCUUCGGGCAUGCCGUGGACACCCUUCUGGAGGAGCUGGGAGGGGAGAGAAUCCUGAAAAUGAGGGAAGGAGAUGAGCUCUGCGGGCAGGAGGAGGCUUUCAGGACCUGGGCCAAAAAGGUCUUCAAGGCAGCCUGUGAUGUGUUCUGCGUGGGGGAUGACGUCAACAUUGAGAAGGCAAACAAUUCCCUCAUCAGCAACGAUCGCAGCUGGAAGAGGAACAAGUUCCGUCUCACCUACGUGGCGGAAGCUCCAGAACUUACCCAAGGUCUCUCUAACGUCCACAAAAAGCGAGUAUCAGCCGCCCGGCUCCUCAGCCGCCAGAACCUGCAGAGCCCUAAAUCCAGCCGAUCAACCAUCUUUGUGCGUCUCCACACCAAUGGGAAUCAGGAGCUGCAGUACCAGCCAGGGGACCACCUGGGCGUCUUCCCGGGCAACCACGAGGACCUUGUGAAUGCGCUCAUUGAGCGGCUGGAGGAUGCACCACCUGUGAACCAGAUGGUGAAGGUGGAACUGUUGGAGGAGCGGAACACAGCUCUGGGUGUUAUCAGCAACUGGAAGGACGAAUCUCGCCUCCCACCCUGCACCAUCUUCCAAGCCUUCAAGUACUACCUGGACAUCACCACGCCACCCACACCCCUGCAGUUGCAGCAGUUUGCCUCCCUGGCCACCAGUGAGAAAGAGAAGCAGCGACUGCUGGUCCUCAGCAAGGGGCUACAGGAGUAUGAAGAGUGGAAAUGGGGCAAGAACCCCACCAUGGUGGAGGUGCUGGAGGAGUUCCCAUCCAUCCAGAUGCCGGCCACGCUGCUCCUUACACAACUGUCACUGCUGCAGCCACGGUACUAUUCUAUCAGCUCCUCCCCAGACAUGUACCCCGAUGAGGUACACCUCACUGUGGCCAUCGUCUCCUACCACACUCGAGACGGAGAAGGACCAAUUCACCAUGGCGUGUGCUCCUCCUGGCUCAACAGAAUACAGGCUGAUGACGUGGUCCCCUGCUUUGUGAGAGGUGCCCCCAGCUUCCACCUGCCCAGAAACCCCCAGGUCCCCUGCAUCCUGGUUGGCCCAGGCACUGGCAUUGCUCCCUUCCGAAGCUUCUGGCAGCAGCGACAGUUUGACAUCCAACACAAAGGAAUGAGUCCCUGUCCCAUGGUCCUGGUCUUCGGGUGUCGGCAAUCCAAGAUAGAUCACAUCUACAGAGAGGAGACCCUGCAGGCCAAGAAUAAGGGUGUUUUCAGAGAGCUGUACACGGCCUACUCCCGGGAGCCAGACAGACCAAAGAAAUACGUACAGGAUGUGCUGCAGGAGCAGCUGGCAGAGCCCGUGUACCGAGCCCUGAAGGAGCAAGGGGGCCACAUCUAUGUCUGUGGGGACGUCACCAUGGCGGCUGAUGUCCUCAAAGCCAUCCAGCGCAUCAUGACCCAGCAGGGGAAACUCUCAGAGGAGGAUGCUGGCGUGUUCAUCAGCAGACUGAGGGAUGACAACCGGUACCAUGAGGACAUCUUUGGAGUCACCUUGCGAACAUACGAAGUGACCAACCGCCUUAGAUCAGAGUCCAUUGCCUUCAUCGAAGAGAGCAAAAAAGACACAGAUGAGGUUUUCAGCUCCUAACUGGAUCCUCCAGCCCCAAUGGGAUGGCGAGGUGGCCACCCCAGUGCUCCAGUGAAGGCGGAUGCAGUUGACUAAAUGCAGACACACAUGGCUGAACCUUUCCCAUGGGAUCCCAUGUGCCCCCCCCCACACACACACUGCCUGUUGUCCUGUCACUGAGUCCUGGUCCUUCCUCCUUCUCUGGGCUCGCACUGGGUUUUCUCCUUGACUCUCGUGCUGCAAUGCAUUGCCCUUGUACCCUGCAGUGGCUCUUACAAACCCAUGUCCUCUCUACCCGCUUGCUAUCAAGGGCAGGUCAUGGCGCAUGAAACCACUGGGUUGUGGCUGUCACUCAUGUUGAGGUCUGUCCUCUGUGGUCCCCUGGAAUAGCAACAGGCACUGUACUUCAGUAUUAUCCUGAACUAGUCCAUCAACCACUCCAGCACCCUCCCAUCCUUUUUUAUCAUGGUUUGUGUGUGUGUGUGUGUGUGUGUGUGUGUGUGUGUGUGUGUGUUUGGCCUGGGUCUCUGUCUGUCCUCUUGCCUGCACAAGUGAACCGACCUUACAUGUGAGCCCGCUGCCUUCAUGGAGGAAGCCCAGUGCCACAAAACCUAUCCCUAACCAUUGUUAAUUCCUCAUAUGUCCAUCAUGAAGGAUCUGUACCAGUCUUCCUGAAACAUCAGCAAGUCCCUCAACAGUCCAAGUAGAAAGAUCAGAGGAAACAGGUGUGUGAUGGAGAGGAAGACGCCACUGUGAAAGAGUUCAUGAUAGAAUCUCAUGCAUUUAGAUUCCCACCCAGAGCCAUGGCUGUGAAAAGAACCCAGUGGAUAGAUCAGGCAAGCCCCUGCCCAUUGCCACAUACCCCAACAAUGACCACCUGAUGUGGCCACACAUAUUGAGCCCUCUGUAGGCAACUCCAUCCACAGGCCUGGCAGCCAUGCUCUGCAGGGGAACAUGCUGGCUGAGUGUGUCCUAUUUUCCACUAGGGGAGUUAGGGUAGCUUGUCUUAAACAUCCCUUCAUCAAAUGACUGGAUGGGACGUUUUUAGUGUUUGGGAGCCUAAAAGCAAUGUCAAGGAAGAAUAUUGAGUGUUAUUUAUUUUUCCAAAUGGGCUUUCUGCUUCACACUUGGGAAUAAGAUAGGGGAACCAGAUGAAAGGGAUUGGAGUAGACCUAGUUAUCCUCAACAGGAACCAUGACUCAGAGGGGUGAGAGUCUGACUAGCCAGCUUUUAGUCCCUAAAGUGGGUCUUCUAAAUUUCAAACCUGCUAAAAUCACUUUGACAAUGUCUUCAUUCUCUGAUCCCCCAAAAUGGGCAUCAGAGGUAGCAAGUAAAAUUGGAGCCAGGGCAGGUUGGCCCUUGCAGUAGCCCCCUGAGCUCACCUUCAGAGUCAGCACGGUCGGUGGAGGGGGGCUCCCUUCUGUGCUUAAAAAUCAGUGUCAGUCAGGAUUAAGAGACAAUUAAGAAACCCCUGUAACUCCCAGCCUCAAGAGAUGGCUCCUGUGUUCCUGUUUGGUUUCUGGCUCCCAGUUCUGUGCUCCUAUUUGGUCUUGUCAGACAGAAAAACCUCCAGCUCUGUGUCCUGGGACCAAGCUUUCCUGAUGCUCCGUUUAGGGAGCUAUUAAAAAGAAAGCACCAAGGAUUAAAAUUGGAGGUUCAAGACUCUAAGGGCUUCAACCCCUUUUUCUUUUUCUCUUUCUCUUUCUUUUUCUUUUUCCUCUUUUAGACAGGAACUCCUGUAGCUCAGGCUGACUUUAAACUCAUUGUGUAAAUGAGGAUGACCUUGAACUCCUGAUCUAAUCUCCACCUCCCCAGUGCUAGGAUUAUAGGCAUGUACCCUCCACAGUUUAUGUGGUGCUGGGUGUCCAGCCUAGGACCUCAUGCAUGCUAGGCAAGAAUUCUACCAACUGAGCUAUAUCCCCACUCUUCAGUACCCUCCCCAAGUUCAAAGACAAGUCUUAUGCAUCUCUGGACACCCUCACUGUGUCUCAGCACUAGCAUGAGGAGUUUGUUUCUGUCAUAAUCUUUUCUGUCCUCCUUUAAUCCUGAUUUUUCAUGCUUGGUCUUUGCUGGCUAUAGAGACUAACCCCUAACCCCCUAACCUCUAGUGGCUCUUUCUGGCCUAGAGGUACCAGCCAUGACUUUGCUUUUGUCUUUCCAACACAGGAAGCUGGCCCCUGGUAGGUCUUCUCCCUGGGACCUUCUCCUCAACCCUUUGAGACUCUGGGGAUGCUUCCUAAGAUGGCACUAAUUCCCCUGGUCUGAACUCCUGUGUCCAUCCUUCAUCACAGAAGCAUUGACCAGAACCUCCCUCUGCAUGCCAAGCCGCAUGCAGGCAAGCAAGCAUGCAUGCACAAGUGAGUUUCUACCUCAGGAUAAGGAGCACUCCCCACGUGCCAGGCUCCUCCCUGUGCUCUGAGCAGCAGGUGGGCUAGGAAGAAAUCUCCAGCCAUUCCCCCAGAGAGUCCUAAGACCUGCUUAUGUAACCAGGUUCAUCUUUCAUCCCAAGAGGGAUUUUGGUUUUUCAGUGCUAGGGAUGGAACCCAGGGCUCCACACAUGCCAGGCAAUCACUCUACCACUGAGCUACAUCCCCAGCCCUCAAGUGAGACUGUCAAAAGACAGAGCGGCAUGGGAUGUGCUGGCUCAGUGGAUUCAGGGUGGGUCAAUACUGCCCUCUGUUGGCGGAGUUUAGUUCAGGCCCACAGCCAACAAGUGCAAAUUUAGGGCCAAGCAGCAAGAGAUCAAGGAGGGAGGAGACAAGCAUUUGGGGAGACCCAGGUUGUAACCUGUUUGUUUCCCUCUCUCCCCUACAUUAUCUCUGACCUCAUUUCAUGAAAAUGGAUUUGACCAGGAGAAAGGAGAGGACCCCUGAAACAGGAAGACAGAAACUUCAUGCUCCCCAAUAUGACUCCCAAUUCUCAUUCCUCCUGUGUGAAAGUACAGACACAGUUCAACCUCUUGGAGGGGUGAGGCCUUCCCUGGGUAUCUUUGGAGGCAGAUGGCAAGUGUCUUUCUUUUGGGAAAAACACUUUCCAUCCCUCCCAUGGGUUUUUCAAGCAGACCUGAGUCCAUACACUAACUUCCCUGUUCAUGCAGGAGGUCUCAGGAUGGCUGCGUGACCUUCAUGAGACUUCAGAUCCACCUGUGCACGGUGACUCGAUGAGACAAUGUACCAGGCCCAAGCUCUGGCGAGCUUCCAUUUUCCCCUUCAUUAUAAAAUGUCUAGGUUCCAUAGCACAUGGACACAGUGUUCCAACAUCAAGGUUAAUGCCAGCACCAACUUGAGCAAGGGAGAGGCAGGUGGAGUCAUAGGCCUUGUACCCUGGCUUUUGAGGACAGUAAAGACAGAGACAGGUUGACAGGGAGAUCCAGUCAGGCCUCGAUGCAAGAGAAGGAAACUGAGCCUAGGCAGUUGACACAGAACUAGGAGCUCUGUUUUCCUUUGGGGUUCCAAAGAGCUCAGGUUUUGCCCUAAGCCCAAAACAAGAAGGAGGGGCUCUCACCCAGAUGGUGGAGCAAGUGGUUCUGGGCAGGUUGAGCAAGCCUGGUGUCUGUCCUUCAUCCCUACAGCACCAGCCUUUUCAUUCAACCCUGAAAAGUUUCAGGUUCCUAAACUGAGUUUCAAGCCAACCAAAGAUUAUUUUAUUUACCUCCCACCAGGGGCCUUGCCUCUCAAGGACUCAACAUAGAUGGUCCCCAGGGACAGGGAUUUUGCCUUGAGGGGCCAAGGCUAGCCUGGCUUUUUCUUUUUCCUCUUAUUCACCCCUCUUCUGUCCACUGCAGGACCCCACCUAGAAGAAAAGUUAGCUGUGCUGAGUCUCAAAUGUGGAGGGCCCAGGAACUCUCAGUAUCCCUUUCCUGAUACAAGCUGAGCACCCCAAACCCCCAAUCCAAAAUAUUCCAAAAUCCCAAAUGCUCUGAGCACCACAUGAUGCCACAAUUGGAGAUUUUAGUUCAUCCUGAAAAUUAUUUAAAAUAAUGGAUAGACCGGGGAUGGAGCUCAGUGGUAGAUCACUUUUUCUUUGGGGAAAAACACUUUCCAUCCCUCCCAUGGGUUUUUCAAGCAGACCUGAGUCCAUACACUAACUUCCCUGUUCAUGCAGGAGGCCUCAGGAUGGCUACUUGACCUUCAUGAGACUUCAGAUCCACCUGUGCAGGGUGACCAGAGUCCUGGAUUCCACCCCCAGCACCAUAAAUAAAUAAAAAAUAAACAAUCACCUUAGGCUAUUAUGUAAGGCAUAUAUGAAAAGUAAAUGAAUUUCAUGUUUAGAGGAAAGUCCCACACAAAAAAAAAUACCCCAUUAUGAAUAUGCAAACAUUACAAAAUCAAAAAAGUUCAAAAUCUGAAAUCCCAAGUAUUUUGGCAAAGGACAUUCAACCUGUCAUACCAACAAGGGAGGUCACCAGGGAUCAACAUGCCUCAAGUGUGCUUAUAAGUCUGAUGGUCCUGACAUAGUUAAAUGAUUCUGAAUAAUCAGGCAUAACUAAUCGAAGAUAAUCAGUUACUAACACAAUGGCCUGGCAGGCAGAAGCUACCUGACUUUACAAACCGCUUCCCACCAUCUAGAGACAAUGAAUCAGGGCAUGGCAGUGGCCAGAUUGGAUCUUGACAUCUAGGAGACUCUGGCCCUGGGUCUGCUGACCUGGGCAGCAUCACUAUUUGGAGCCAGGUGGUUCAUCAUGAAGGCUGUUCUAGGUGACCUCUUCUACUGAAUGCCACCAGCAGUCUCCUGUCAUUUAGGACAGCCACAUAGGUCACCAGAAAGUGCCCAAUGUUGUCUGGGAGGGCAAGACCUCCAGCCCUUGGACCGAGGAAACAUUGCUUUUGGAUUUCAUUGGCCAUAGAACCACCCACCUGCUGCUGUGGGCCUUCUGACUGUAUACCCAGAAGAGGUCCGCAGAAGUUGUUUGUUACCUGCUCCGAAUCAAGACUAGAAAGCUCUGUAGAGAGGCUAUGGUAGAGUAUCAAUCUCAAGCCAAAGGACAGCUAAGCAUUUUAAGAUAUACUGAGGCCCCGUCUCUUGUCCCCACCCCACCUCCGUGCCCUGGGCUCUGUCUUCCUUAUUUUUGUUGCUAUGUUGUCUUUGUGACUGUAAGACCCACUUCAGGCUCAAUAGUAGCUUUCAGGAAAUCCCAGGCUCCACGUGGGAUCAGACAACCCUCGUCAACUGCACCCAUAGUUGUUCACUGUGGGGUUUGGGGGUGCUGGAGAGAGUGGGCAGAGCUGGGGUUCCGUCUCACCAUGCACACACUAUGAGAAACUCAGAUGCUCCCCCCUACCUCUGACCUCUCUAUGCUGCUAACCUUUGCCAAGUGUCCCGUGUGCUCCAGCAACACCACCCUCCCCCGUGCCCUUGCGAGGUUGUCCAGGCUGUGUUUGCGCAUGCUCUUCUCUGUGGUCCU
Messenger RNA from Nannospalax galili (Upper Galilee mountains blind mole rat), 10314 nucleotides. It is a transcript of the gene Nos1, whose product is annotated as nitric oxide synthase 1. NCBI's taxonomy places the organism in Eukaryota, Metazoa, Chordata, Mammalia, Rodentia, Spalacidae. The transcript is spliced from 30 exons. The record is from RefSeq and is a predicted model, not a curated record. Gene Ontology annotation, molecular function: calmodulin binding; nitric-oxide synthase activity; flavin adenine dinucleotide binding. Gene Ontology annotation, biological process: nitric oxide biosynthetic process. The coding region runs from base 540 to 4931 and encodes 1463 amino acids.